CAGCAAGAGCAUUGCCUGACUCAUGCUGGGCAUGUCAGCGUCCAAUACAUCCAAUACAUCUCAGACAUGCAAGGAUUACACCUUCAACCACCACCUCCUCAUGCCUGGCUACACCCUGAUAUUCAUCACAGGUUUGAUACUCAAUGUGGUAGCCCUGUGGAUAUUUGUCCGAUACCUGCGCCUGAAGUCUGUAGUGAUGAUCUACAUGUUGAACCUGGCCAUAAGUGACCUCAGCUUCACACUUUCUCUGCCCAUGCGACUCUACUACUAUACCAACCACCACUGGCCCUUUGGUAGCUUCCUGUGCCAGGUCUCUGGCUCAGUCUUCCAGAUCAACAUGUACGGCAGCUGCCUCUUCCUCAUGUGCGUCAACCUGGAUCGCUACGUUGCCAUCGUUCACCCGCUUCGCUGGCGGCAUCUGCGUCGCCCCAAGGUGGCCAAGCUCCUCUGCUUCAUCGUCUGGGUUGUGAUCUUCAUGGGCUCCAUCCCCACAGCCAUGGUCCACAAGCAAAACCACUGUAAAGUAAAAAACCAGACCAUUUAUCUGUGCUUUGAAAGCUUUAGCGACAACAUGUGGCAGAAUAACCUCUUCCCCCUGGUAAUCCUGGCUGAAAUCUUGGGGUUUCUCCUGCCUCUCAGCUCUGUGCUGUACUGCUCAAUUCGCAUCUUUCAGGAGCUCUGCCAGCCCAGCCAGACGAAGACCCUGCGACAGCGGAAGACCGUGCGUCUCCUCUUGGUCAAUCUGGUCAUCUUCAUCAUCUGCUUCGUGCCCUACAACACCACCCUGGCGGUUUAUGGGAUGAUAAAGGCCCGGGUAAUGAAGGUUGAGGCACAAACCCAGGCCUCGGUGCGCCAAGCAUUAAUUAUAACGAUGAUGUUUGCCAGCAUGAACUGCAUGCUGGACCCCCUGAUCUACUACUUCAGCACCGAGGGUUUCCGCAACACCUUCAAGAAAUUGCGGCGGGGACAAGCCUGGGACUCAGAGAUGGGAACGCUUAAGCAUCAGAUUGUGGAGAGUAAGUCACCCCGAGACCACGCUGUGUCUAAAGUAAAACUGUUCCCAUCUGAAAACUUUAUCCGUCCCCAUGAAUCCUCACCGUCACUUCCUACUGCAGUGUUCCUGAAUGGCCCUAUUGAGGACUCAGAAAUUUAAGCCCAGGAAAGCCAUACCAUUGCAGAGUCACACAUGCAACAAUGACAGCAAGCCUGUGGGAUACAGCAAACUGCUU
Messenger RNA from Agelaius phoeniceus (red-winged blackbird), 1229 nucleotides. RefSeq names its product lysophosphatidic acid receptor 5 (gene LPAR5). Lineage: Eukaryota; Metazoa; Chordata; Aves; Passeriformes; Icteridae. The record is from RefSeq and is a predicted model, not a curated record. Gene Ontology annotation, biological process: behavioral response to pain; G protein-coupled receptor signaling pathway. Gene Ontology annotation, molecular function: G protein-coupled receptor activity. Gene Ontology annotation, cellular component: membrane.